GUUGCCUUCUUCUUUUUUACCGGCAGUGGCGAGACUUAGCCAAAGAGACGACAGGCAAGGAGGGAGAGAGAGAGAGAGAGAGAGAGGAGUAAAAAUUGAAGAAAAUCACAUAAACUAUACAUUUGGAAUUUUCCGUGUCUUUAAACAAAACAGAACAGGAGAAGGUGUUCUUCAGUGAGAGGUAGAGCUGCUUUGUUAGCCUGUCUGUCUCGGUCCAAUCAGAGUUCCCAGACCACCUCUCCACCAGGUCUAUCAGACCGCUGGGAAUGACUGCGCAUUCACAACCUCACCAGGAGUGGGCGCUGGAGGACGACGCCCACAUCAACCACACAGCCAGGAGCAUCUUCCUACCUUUAGCGAGGAGAGCCUUUCUUCCUACCUUUUAGCUAGGAUAGUCUACUUUGUUUGUGUGAGCCUGUGAGUCCAGUCCUGGGUUGAGAUACAGCUUUGUUGCUGGUGAUUGGAGAAGAGAGGGUGAGAUUCCCAAAUCCAGACCACCAGGAGCGGAGAGGCCGUGAAGACGGCUGCCCGAUCCGGAUCAGUUCACCAGAUCUUUACUCUCACUAUUGCUGGCUUAAUUAGUAGUUAUCAGCUCAACCGUUGAGGUCCAUAGGCUAAAUGUAAAUGAUAUGCAGACACACUUUCAGGACUUCCCCCUGCUCAGUGUGAGGUGCUCUGUUCCCCUCCACGCCCCCCUGCCGGUCUGGUGGAUGUUUUGGCGGCUCUGAGGACUGCAUGGCAGUGGAGUGAUCGUGGAGAGGCCAGGGUACCACAAACUUAUGGACUUUGACAAGAGAGGAGGAGGAAAGGGGGAGGCAGAGGAAGGGAAGAGGAUGUCAAAGUCUGGAGGGAGCCGGUCGGGGCAUAGCAGUCGCAGCUCGGGGAGCAACUCUGGGGUGCUCAUGGUGGGCCCUAACUUCCGGGUUGGGAAGAAGAUCGGCUGUGGGAACUUUGGAGAGCUUCGCCUUGGGAAGAACCUGUACACUAAUGAAUAUGUGGCCAUCAAACUGGAGCCCAUCAAGUCCCGGGCCCCACAGCUCCACCUUGAGUACAGGUUCUAUAAACAGCUGGGGAGUUCAGAGGGCGUCCCCCAGGUAUUCUACUUCGGGCCCUGUGGGAAGUAUAAUGCCAUGGUUCUGGAGCUGCUGGGACCCAGUCUGGAAGACCUGUUUGAUUUGUGUGACAGAACCUUCUCCCUCAAGACCGUCCUCAUGAUCGCCAUUCAGCUGAUCACGCGGAUGGAGUUCGUCCACACCAGGAGUCUGAUCUACCGGGACGUGAAGCCAGAGAACUUCCUGGUUGGCCGGCCCGGCAGCAAGCGGCAGCACACAAUCCACAUCAUCGACUUCGGCCUGGCCAAAGAGUACAUCGACCCUGAGACCAAGAAACACAUCCCUUACAGGGAGCACAAGAGCCUGACGGGCACCGCACGUUACAUGAGCGUCAAUACUCACCUGGGCAAAGAACAAAGCAGGAGAGAUGACCUGGAAGCUCUAGGUCACAUGUUCAUGUACUUCCUGCGAGGCAGUCUGCCCUGGCAAGGCCUGAAGGCAGACACUCUGAAGGAGCGCUAUCAGAAGAUAGGUGACACCAAGAGAACCACGCCCAUCGAGGUGCUGUGUGAGAGCUUCCCAGAGAUGGCCACCUACCUGCGUUAUGUGGGUUCUCUGGACUUCUUGGAGAAGCCGGACUACGACUACUUAAGGAAACUCUUCACCGACCUCUUCGAUAGCAACGGCUACGUCUUUGAUUACGAGUACGACUGGGUCGGCAAGCCACUGCCUACUCCCAUUGGUCCAGUCCCCAGUGAGACCCUCCUACAGUCCAGCAGUAGAGACAAGGCAACACAGCAGACCAAAAACCAGUCGCCAGAACCCAAAGGAAGUGAGUCCCAGCCCACUCCAGUGACCAAUAGGGAGCCGCUGGGGUCUCGUCUAACAGCUGAUAGGCUGGGGGGCUCCGUCCAGGUGAUGAGUUCGACCAAUGGGGAGCUGAAUACAGACGAUCCGACUGCGGGCCACUCCAACGCCCCCAUCACCGCCCCGGCCGAGGUGGAGGUGGCCGACGACACAAAAACAGCCUCAAUUCAUCGGGACGUGGACUCUACAAGGUGCUGCUGUUUCUUUAAGAGGAGGACGAGGCAAGGCCUCCAGAGACACUAGUGAAGAGGAGAGGCCUCCAGAGACACUAGUGAAGGGGAGAGGCCUCCGGCGACACUAGUGAAGAGG
Molecule: messenger RNA, 2228 nt
Organism: Oncorhynchus tshawytscha (Chinook salmon)
Lineage: Eukaryota; Metazoa; Chordata; Actinopteri; Salmoniformes; Salmonidae
Product: casein kinase I-like
Exons: 13
Coding region: 780-2162 (460 amino acids)
Biological process (GO): signal transduction; positive regulation of canonical Wnt signaling pathway; endocytosis
Cellular component (GO): nucleus; plasma membrane; cytoplasm
Molecular function (GO): ATP binding; protein serine/threonine kinase activity
Source: RefSeq, a predicted model, not a curated record